CUAUAGCUGUUUUUGUAAUAUUGGCGCGAUUCUCAGACACUACUCAGCUGUAGUAGCUGAUACUGGGUGGAUUUAUUAAAACCUUUGGUGUUUGUUUUGUGGUAGAUAUGUACGAUUUUAAUGUGUACGCACUGUUUAAUUGCGAUAAGCCACCGCAAAAACUAAAAAGUGAUACAGAGAAACUACAGUUUGGAGUAGAGCUGGAAAAUUCCUGGCCAGAUCAGGUGGUGGUUUUUACUCGGGGUGACUGGCGUAUAUAUUCUCCUGGCACAACAAUUGAUGUGGAGGUAGUUGGCAGUGAUGAGAUAGCAUGGAAGCUCGGCACAGUGACAGAGGAAAACAGAUGUCUUGCAUGGGAGCAAAGUAUUGAAAAAGACUGGGCAAACUGGGGAAUCGGAAACUUCAGGCUGAAACUGACCAUUAAUGGACAGUUGUCACAUGAAGGUGUUACACCUAACUUAAAACACUCUUGUAAGAAACAUGCCAGGUCUGGAAAGGAGCUUAUUGAUGACUCCAGUAUUCACUCAGUCCCAAAAGCAAAAGAGAAGACACCUAAGAGUGUUAAUCAGAGCCCUGAAUCGGAGGUACCUCCUUUGAAAGAGUCUCAUGGAAAGAGGAAGCGCAGAAUUCUAUCAAAAGAAGAAGAGAUAUUACAGAACAAUGAAAACAACUGUCCCAAUGCAUCAUCUAUUAAAGGAACUACUCCACAACGACAAGGUCGCCCAUCUUCCCGUGUUAAGCAGAUACGACUUUUUGAGUGUCAUGAGGAUAAAACCAGGACUUUGAGUUCCACUAGAGAGGAAGUCCCCUCUGGUCGCUGGGGACAAGCUCUUUGCACAAUUGAUGACCACACAGCUAUACUAAUUGGAGGGCAGGGCUCCCGGAUGCAGUUCUGCAAGGAUUCCAUGUGGAAGCUCUGUACAACUACUGGUGUCUGGAAUGCUGCAGAGACAAUUGCUGAUGGCCCCACACCUGAGUGCCGUAUCGGCCAUACAGCUACCUUAAAUCCUGAAACAAAGCAUAUAUAUGUUUUUGGAGGUUCUAAGAACAAGAAGUGGUUCAAUGAUGUUCACAUUCUGGACACAAAGACAUGGAAAUGGUCAAUGGUUGAGGCAAAGGGAAAAGUGCCACCUCUAGCAUAUCACAGUACUACAAUGUUUCGUGGCGAGUUAUUUGUCUGGGGAGGAGUCUUUCCUAGGCCAAACCCUGAACCUGAUGGUUGCAGUGAUUCACUUUACAUCUUUGACCCCCAGCAUGAGAUCUGGUACCAGCCUAUUGUGUUGGGAAGUCGUCCAGCACCAAGAUCAGGUCACUCUGCUUGUCUGAUUCAGAAAAAACUGUAUAUCUUUGGAGGCUGGGAUGCUCCUGUAUGCUUCAAUGACAUGCACAUAUUGGAUCUGAGUCUCAUGGAAUUUUCUGCUGUGGAUGUAAAUGGACAACCACCAUCUCCUAGAAGCUGGCAUGCCUCUGCAGUGUUGUCAGACUACAGUUUUGUGAUUCAUGGAGGAUAUGAUGGAAAUAAUGCUUUGAGGGACACUUUCAUCUUCAAUACAGAAAGCAGCACCUGGACCGCUCUUGUGAACAAUACUCUGUCAGCCACUCCAAGGGCAGGACACUCAAUGAUUACUUUGGCAACAGAUCAGGAGGACAAAGAUUUGGAAUCGUCAGAAACAGGUUUCCCACAGCCACACAGUUUAUUAAUAUUUGGUGGUGGAGACAAUGAAGGGGGAUUUUUCUUCGACACCUUGACUCUGCCAGUUGACAGUCUCCUCAGUUCCUAAGAUGUCUGUAGUUUUUACUUAAAGAUGAAGUGUUUUUUUUUUUGUUUAAUAGUAUUAUGCUUGAGAACAUCUUUUCUGUUUGUAUUACUAAUUGUGUCGUACGGUGUAUGGGUUAGUAAUGUGACCUUACUGUUAAUUCUCCGAUACAGCUUUCUGUGUUUUCAAUUACAUUUGCUGAUUGUUGUUAAACUAUGUGGCCAGUAGAGGGCAAGAUGAUUACACAUGUU
Molecule: messenger RNA, 2008 nt
Organism: Polypterus senegalus (gray bichir)
Lineage: Eukaryota; Metazoa; Chordata; Cladistia; Polypteriformes; Polypteridae
Gene: krcp
Product: kelch repeat-containing protein
Exons: 12
Coding region: 108-1781 (557 amino acids)
Molecular function (GO): protein binding
Source: RefSeq, a predicted model, not a curated record